AUUUAACUUUUAAUUAACUAAUUAGUUUCUUUUCUCGGUAUUUAUAGUGCUUAUAAUUAUUUUUGGCUUUACAUAAUAUUAUAUACUUUAUUUCAAUAACUAUAUUAUGCUUUAUUAGCAAACUACUUUUUGGAUAAAUGCAUCAAUCUCCAUCAAGAAUUUAAGACAACCCUUCUGGUACAUGACUUGCAUAAAAUGCCGCCAGAAAGCAGAUCUUGACAAUCAAACAUCAUGUUUUAACUGCUACAACUGCAACGAAUCAUCUGUUGAGACAAUUCCAAGGUGCCGCUUUCAAGCUCAACUAACAGACCACACAGGCUCACUAAUAGCAACGUUCUUCGGCGAAAAUGCAGAAAAGAUGUUAAAUUGUACCGCACAAGAGCUUAUUCACAUCCCAAGUGAUCAAAACAUAUCAUCGGUUGCAAGGCUUUCUACAGUGAGUAAAUUUUUUAUUUACUUAAAAGCAAGAGCGGAUGCAUAUAGUGGUGGGAGUCAAACCAAAUACAAUGUUAUCUCACUGCUCGAAAGUGAUAGUGAAUCAAGCACUUCAAAUACUACGAAUGAUACUUGAAGUAUCUGCAAAAUAAUAUAAAUAAAUAUAUAAAUUAUGUACAAAUAUUAUAAAUACUAUGUAAUAUAUAUUUAAAUAAUAAACAUCUUAUGUAGGACACGUUAUAUAUGUAAUUAAAACGCUUAGCAUUAA
Messenger RNA from Cannabis sativa, 703 nucleotides. Its product is annotated as replication protein A 70 kDa DNA-binding subunit A-like. NCBI's taxonomy places the organism in Eukaryota, Viridiplantae, Streptophyta, Magnoliopsida, Rosales, Cannabaceae. The coding region runs from base 182 to 571 and encodes 129 amino acids. The record is from RefSeq and is a predicted model, not a curated record. The transcript has 3 exons.